UGAACUUGACUGCGUACUCAUGUGCCUGAAAGUUGACCAUGGCAGACUUACCAAUUGGUCUUGGAACUGCAACCCAGUGGAAUGGACCAGUCGCUCAUCCGUCGACUGGUCGUAAACAGCAACUGUGCACACGCUUACAGCCGAUCGACGUCCAUUCGUCUGCUAUUCACUGCAGCUUAGGGAGUUGGUGCCUCGAAAAUGCUGCUGUACCUAGCUCGUACCAGGAAACAUACCACUUUUCUGGGGACAGUCAGUCCCCGAUAGUUCGUCAACCCUCUGACGCCGCUUUGAGUCGUCGCCACCAGCAAAUGUCUGCACAGAAUUGGACUCAACAGAUGGACAGCUAUAGCUACAGCAACCAGCAGCUACGUCAGUGCGAUGCCACGUCAAAUGUUAGUGGGAGUGCAGACUCUUAUUCCGGUCAGGCGCUCUCUGAUCGUACCGCAUACACUUGUGACGAAGCUGAACUCCUGGACAUCCUAGAGCAGAUGCCAGAACUGUUAGCAAGCGUGCAACAGGGGAAAAUUGCUACUGACCCCGUCGCAAAUAUUGAAACCAUGAAAACGAACUUGAAUUUUGUGGACGGCUGCGUCUUUUCGGUCGUACAUCCAACCGUUGCUCCUUUAUCUUCUACACGUCCACACUACAUGUGGGACUUUGCAGUAGAACGCUCCUACAUAGACAGCUCAUGGUUGUUCAGUUCUACACUCGAGCUGCCCGGCAAACCGCCUGUCCUCACUAUCAUUCGCCAACCGCCACCGGUUCAUCGAGCUCGUUACGAAAAGGAAUCAAAGAGUGGUGCCAAAGGUUUGCUGAAAACGAAAACCAGAGAACCAAUUGUUAUUGAGUUGGAAAAUGUGGCACAAGGUGCUGGAGAUGUGACUGUGAUCAUUAGUACGGUCACAAUCAAGGGAAUCAUACAUCCGUACGUCUACCCAUCAUGCUUUGGUCGCGGUAUGCCAUCCGACUGGACCAAAGAUGAGAAAAAGCGAAUUGUUACGAUCGCGUUGAAAGAAAAAGAUGGAUACAGAAAAAGUUUGUCGUUCUUAGGGAUAAAACGCAAGAAGUUGGAACUCAUCGAUUUGACAUGUCACAAGAAAAACGAGCUUGGUCACUUUCGAGUUGUGUUUGAAGUUGCAGUCCCUUCGACGUCUCAAGAAUUCAUACCAGUGACUGCAACUACGCAACCUGUCCGCAUUUUGUGUCCCAGUACAGCUACAAAACUUCGCAAGAACAGUAAUGAGGAGGACUUAAGUCUGUAGAAGCAGAAUUCUUCAGGUGUACGAUAUGUAGUUAUGUCAAGUACUGCAAAUAUCAUUUUUAUAAGAUCUGAUUAUCGUUCUUUGUUUGUGUGUGUUUCAUUUGUAUAUAUUGAGGACUCUAGAGGGUUACACACUUUUUAUUUGUUUUGGCUUUCUUAGCAACGACAUUGGUCAAUUGAAUCUACUUAGGUUACACAAGAUUUGUACAAACUUGUAUGAAUAGGUAUAGUGUAUUAUGAAUGGAUGAAGCUAAUUGGA
Corticium candelabrum is the source of this 1520-nucleotide messenger RNA. RefSeq lists its product as uncharacterized. NCBI's taxonomy places the organism in Eukaryota, Metazoa, Porifera, Homoscleromorpha, Homosclerophorida, Plakinidae. The coding region runs from base 39 to 1262 and encodes 407 amino acids. The record is from RefSeq and is a predicted model, not a curated record. Gene Ontology annotation, biological process: regulation of DNA-templated transcription. Gene Ontology annotation, molecular function: DNA binding; DNA-binding transcription factor activity. The transcript has 4 exons.